AUGUUGUCCAACAAUAAUAUUAAACAAAAAGUUGUUGCAAUCACCAACGAUUUAGAUAAAUUGAUCCCUUUUGGAACCCUAAAUUUCCACAAUCUUCCAUUAGAUAUAACCGAUUUACAAGGAAUCAAGUCUAGUUGUGUCAGUUCAAAAGUUGACAAUGAACUUCAACAAUGGAGCUGGCUAGACAUUGAUUACUUGAUAUAUUUGUUAUCAAUCAACCACAAAAAAAUCAAUCCUAUAUUAUUCACUUUACAAUACUUGCUAAAAAAGAAUUAUAUUCAAGCAACUUAUAAAGCUGUUAAGAUAACUCAACCGUAUAAUAGUACCAAGAAGAAUCGCUAUUUGUUUUCAAUGUGUCGGGUCAGAUUGUUUUCCAUACCUGCUGAUGUCGAAGGGGCAAGGCAUAUUCGUGAAUGCCAACAAUUUCAAUCAAGGUCCUCAAAAUUGGAUAAGCAAUAUGUUCACCAUUUUGAACAGUUACUUAGAUACCUUGAUUUUUCAAAUUCAAAUUGGUAUAUUAGUAAACAACUAUCAAUUGAACAAUUGCUACACCAAGGUUCGUUGUUAUUGAUUGAUUGCAAAUGUACAGUUAAACUGGAAACAGCUUCAAACGACGAAUUAAAGUUUCAUCUACAGAGAUGGAGCAAUAAACAACCGGUUUUAAGAUUUACCAAAAACAACAAAAGUAAUACGAAUCAAUUAUCAAAUACAGAUACUUCUGGUGAUAGAAUCAAGAAUAUUUAUGACCAGAUUCCGUCCCCUGAUUUAUCCAAAUACACAAUCAGUAAAGAGAAUUACAAAUUUAUGAAACAAUCAAAAGCUGAUAUACCAUCAACUGAAGAUAAAUUGUCGAUACUAGCCAAUGAUGCAAAGUAUCAGGACAUGAUAAAGGUUGAUGGAAUAAAGUCAACACUAUAUCCAUUUCAAGCAAGAUCAGUUGGAGUAAUGCUAGAAAGGGAAUGUAUAACGAGAAGAACUAUCAUGCCAAAUUUUAUUAAACUUGAAUCACCUUUAUCCAGUACUUUCUAUUUUGAUUUAUUUACCAAAAGCAUUCAUUUGCAACCUGAUGUUAUGACACUACCGCUUGGUGGAAUUUUGGGUGAAAAUAUGGGAUUAGGUAAAACUUUAAUGUGUUUGAGUUUAAUUAAUUUAACAAAAUAUGAAAUAACGAAAAUUCCUAGUGAUAAUUUUUUAUUAUAUAAUGAAAUUGAAAUCAAUGAUGAAAUGAAAACUUUAGCCGAUAUAUGCAGAGAAAAAGUGAUUUACUCUUCUGCACCUUGGAAGUUGUACAACCUUCCUACAUCGGUAAGAUCAAACUUAGCUAAUCAUCCCGGGUAUUUUUGCAUCGACUUGAAUGAUCAUGAAAACAACAAAAGAAUUAAUAAGAGUGGCUUUCCAAAUAAUAGGAAUGGAAGUGGUAUGGGUAAACGUGCUGUUAGAAGUACUGGUACCAGACCAACAAGCUAUUUGAAACUUUACAUGAGUAGCACUACUUUAAUAAUCGUACCUGAUAAUUUGUUUAUUCAAUGGGUUGAUGAAAUAGCACAGCAUGUUGAAGCAGAUUUUCUUAAAAUUUUGUGUGCUGCAAAUUACAUCAAAGACGACCAGAUAAAGGAUCAGUUUAUACAGAACCCCAAAUUUGUUAAUACCAUUCCUGGAAAUCCAGUUGAGCUCAUUGAAUAUGACGUUAUUUUAAUUUCACAGUCUUGUUUAAAUAAAUCAUUUGCAAAUAAAACCAAGAGUGGUCCAAAGAAUGAUAACAACCAUGUACCACCUCUUAGGCAGGUAUAUUGGAAAAGACUAAUCAUUGAUGAAGGUCAUGUUGUUCAGUCAAAAACUUCUAAUGCAGCUCAAAUAUGUCGAUCAUUAUUUUCUGAAAGAAGGUGGGCAGUAUCAGGAACACCAACAUCAGGGUUAACUAAGAUUUACAUGGAAAAAGAAAAAGAAGUAGACAAAGAUGAACAGGAAAACCUUCACCAAACUCAAAAUAAUAUACAUGUAUUAGAAAACCAAUUUUUUGCCAAAACGGAGUUACAGCGAUUAGGCGUUAUAAUCAGUAACUUUCUUAAAAUGGAGCCUUAUUAUACACAGUCCAGAUUAUGGACUCAGGAUAUUGUUAAUCCCUUGAUAAGCUCAAGGUAUGGUUCGGAACUAAUAUUCUCAAAUAUAGUUAAUUCAAUAAUAAUUCGCCAUCAACCGAAUCAAACUAAAAUCAAGCUACCUCAUUUCCAUCACGAGAAGGUUAUAUUAGAACCAUGUUUUCAGGAUGCUUUAUCACUCAACUUAUUAGCUGCUGUAUUAGCUGUAAAUGCAGUAACGUCUGAAAGGACAGGAAUAGACUAUAUGUUCCAUCGAUCUAAUCGACAACAAUUGAGAAGAUUAUUGAGUAACAUUCAAAGAGCUACGUUUUAUUGGACUGGAUUCCAACAGCAGGAUGUUGAAACGCUUGUUAGUAUAUGUGACGAGGCAUUACUGAAACCAGGAAAGUAUAGCGAGUCGGAUAUUGAAUUGUUACGUCGAUCGAAAAGCAUUGCUUUAAUUGCAUUGAAUAAUCAACGUUGGGCUGUCGCACAACUGAUUCAUGAAUUAGGUUACUACAUUUCACAGGAUGAAAGUAAUCAAUAUGUUAGUUCUGUUUGGAGAACAAGUGCUUAUACACCAUAUAUAGGAGUCUUUUCCGCUCCACAAUUAUUACGGUUACAAAUAUUCUGGAAGGAAAACUGGUUUUUAAGUUUUGAGAAUGAGCAGGCAUUUCGUGACAAGUUUGAAAACACAGCUAAAACAUUUUGGGAUCAAUAUUUACAACAAGAAUUCAACAAGAAUGAUAGACAUGUGGCCAUGGAUAAAUUGAUAAAGAAAAAUAGUGUUGGGGAACUUCAUACUGUUGAUAGCAUAUCCAAAAGUUUCGAUGUAAUGACUUCAGAAGAAGCUAUUGAUAAUAUGCCACACCCACAAUCACCACCAAAGAAGAAAAGAAGAGUUACUUUCGCAGACGAAAUUAUAGAAGAAGAUGAAAGAAAGCAAGCGGAGUCCCAACAAAGCAAAGGUGUUAGUGUUGAUGAAUGUAACGACAAUAAAAACAUAGAAAACUCAAACCGUUCUAUUCCACCAUUUGACAUGACUAGAUUGUUUAGAGAUAUGAACAUAUUAGGUACAUCCUCAGCAAAAUUGACAUAUUUGGCUACUAGUUUAUUGGAAAACCAAAGAAAUCGAAUAAAAUCAAUAGUAUUUUUUGAGUUUGAAGAUAGUGCAUACUACUUGAUUGAAUUAUUGGAAAUAUUGAAAAUCCGCCAUAUUAUUUAUGCAAAUUUUAUAACACCAGUAAAAAGAGCACAAAAUUUAUACGAUUUUUCAAAUUAUGAUGUUGAUAAAGAAGAGAAUCAAGGUGGUAUUUGCUUAAUUAUGAAUAUUGCUCAUUCCUCACAUGGUUUAAACAUUAUUGCUGCCACUCACAUAUACUUUAUCAACCCGGUUAAACAAGAAUCAAUAGAGGCUCAAGCAAUAAAACGUGCUCAUAGAAUUGGCCAAAAGAAAGAAGUGACCGUAAAGACACUAUAUUUGAAAGGUGUUGAUGAAUUGAAAAUUUUAUCAAAAAAUGAAAAGCUCAAAAAUUCCAAGAACAAUAAAGAUAGUUUUGAUGCAAAAGAGAAAGAAGAUAACGAUAAUUUGCUUGAGUUUUUGGAUUUUGAUAAUUCUGAACAUGAAUACGCUGCUUUCUCCAAUCCAAUAUCUAUUUUUUCAUAA
Messenger RNA from Candida dubliniensis CD36, 3744 nucleotides. RefSeq lists its product as uncharacterized. The record is from RefSeq and is a predicted model, not a curated record. Gene Ontology annotation, molecular function: ATP-dependent chromatin remodeler activity; ATP binding. The transcript has a single exon. Lineage: Eukaryota; Fungi; Ascomycota; Pichiomycetes; Serinales; Debaryomycetaceae. The coding region runs from base 1 to 3744 and encodes 1247 amino acids.